Messenger RNA from Owenia fusiformis, 3192 nucleotides. Lineage: Eukaryota; Metazoa; Annelida; Polychaeta; Sabellida; Oweniidae. The record is from the annotation of a GenBank genome assembly.
UAGACACAGGCAUACAUCAAAUGAGCUCCACAAUGGCUCAACAGCGAGUGAUUGCCCUGGUUGACAUGGACUGUUUCUAUGUGCAAGUUGAGCAGCGAAGAAACCCCUCUCUUAAAGGGAAACCGUGUGCUGUAGUGCAGUACAAAACAUGGAAAGGCGGAGGGAUAAUAGCUGUGGGGUAUGAGGCCAGAGCAUGUGGUGUGACAAGACAGAUGAGGGGAGAUGAGGCCAAGGAGAAGUGCCCAGCUAUAGAGCUGGUCAGAGUACCUGAGGUCAGAGGGAAAGCUGAUCUCACCAGAUAUCGUGAUGCAGGUGCUGAGGUUAUUGCAGUUUUGUGUAGAUUCAGUGAUUGUGUGGAGCGUGCAAGUGUGGAUGAGGCAUAUAUUGACCUAACUGAGGAAGUACAAAAGCGUCUUAAUACAGCAGGUAAUGAUUCUGUGACUCUAGACAAGUUGCCCUGCACACAUGUCACUGGAUUUGAGGAUGCUGAAACCACUGAUAAAGAAACAAAGCGACAAAAUGGUUUGAAUGCCUGGACUGAGUCAAUAUACCAUUCCACAGAUGAUGUUGAAGAUCAUUCAAGAGAUCAAAUGCUGACAAUUGGUGCUGUAAUUGCUGAAGAGAUGAGGGCAGCUGUUUUCAGAGACACUGGCUUCCACUGUUCAGCAGGCAUAGCUCAUAAUAAGAUGCUUGCAAAGUUGGCGUGUGGUCUUAAUAAGCCCAGGAAACAGACCAUUCUUCCCCACUCAUCAGUGAACCAGCUCUUCCAGACACUGUCUAUUACAAAGUUACGUAGUCUUGGUGGUAAGCUAGGGGAGCAAUUGCAGGAGCAGCUUGGAGUAGAAAAAGUGGCUGAUCUUUGCAAAUAUAGUGAACAACAACUGCAGCAGAUAUUUGGAGACAAGACAGGUACUAUCCUGUAUGGCAUGUGUAGAGGUGAAGAGCAUGAACCAGUUACAGCCAGGCUACUGCCAAAGUCUGUAGGCUGUGGGAAGAACUUUAGAGGUAGAGAGAUGUUGGAUACAAGAACUAAGGUAAAACACUGGAUUCAUUCUUUAGCAGAAGAAGUGACUGAACGCUUAGAAAAGGAUAAACUGAUGAACAAACGAGUGGCGAAGAAUAUGACUAUCGGUGUAGGGCAGCUAACUAAACCUAGCACAACACAUUCCAGCAGAUCUUGUACUAUUGUGCGUUAUGAUGCACAGAAAAUUGGUGAUGACGCAUUUGCUGUUUUACAGAAAUUUAACACUGCAGGGGGUCACCAGGAAGCUUGGGUACCAGCAAUCGUGAACCUUUCCAUAUCUGCUGGAAAAUUCCAAGAUGAAGGGACAAGCCAGAAAAUUAAGAACUUCUUUAGCCAAUCAGCUUCAUCCCCUGUAUUUACCUCGACUCAAUCACCUGAUGCCAGCCAAUCAGCAUCUUCAUUUGCAUUCACAUCUACGCCAGCAACGCAGACACCUGUACGACCUAAACAAAAUGUAAAAGCUAAACCAACGGGAAUUGCCAAGUUUUUUUCAUCCAAAGUGAAUACUUCAAUAUUCCAAGAAAAUCCAAACGAUUCUAGUGUUCAAUCAAAAGUACUAGAAAGCAAUGAAAGAAACGUUCCUUUCAGUGAAUGCGAAUCAACACAAGCAUUGACAAAUUCCGAUUUGACUGUUAAUGUAGACAGUGCUAAAUCAACGACAAUGUUACAAUCAGAUACAUUUACUCAUCUUAAUGCCGUCAACACAAAGGAUGACGAGAUCAUCAAAGACGUACCGACGACUUCAACCAAAUCAUUUUUCAAAACAUACAUGCAAAGGAACAAUAUUAACAUGGGAAAUGAAAAUGAAAAAGUGGACAGUUUUAAAAACAGUAGAUCUGGUGUUGUUAGUGACAUUACUGGAGAAGACAGUGAUACUGUAAUUAACAAGACUGUAUUUAGUGAAGAUACCAAUGAGAGCACUGCUGGCAGUGUUCAACAUGUUAUUAUUGAUGAUAAUGUUGAAUCAGAUAGCUGUAACAACAGUUUAGUGGAUAAUGAACCCUACUUAUUAAUUGCAGAUAAUAGGGUGAAUGGCUUAACACGUGAAGAAAAUAGACCACCCACUGUGAAUAAUUCAAAUGCUAUAAUUGAUGAUCAAUCAGUUAGUAUUGCACCAAUUAUUGAUACUAAUUGUAGUGAUUCAGCGAAUGAAGCAAGCGAUUAUUCGCGAUGUGAGAAAUGUAAUGAGAUGGUUUCUGCCUGGGACUUGCCUGAACAUUUGGACUUCCAUUAUGCCCUUGAAUUACAAAAUCAGCCCCACAGUGGUGCUACUGUUCAAACAGCGCCAUCUGUGAAGAGAAAGAGUACUAGUCAGUCUAAAAGAGGCAGAAAGAAAUCAAAGUUGAAUAAUGAUAGUUCAAAUAUGCAAACAUUGGAUACAUUUUUUUCUAAGAAUUAAACUAAAGUUUGAAAGAUUUCAUACAUAAACGCUGGACUGCAGUAAUUAGCUCAUUUUUAUUUUUAUUAUGUGAUUCUAAAUCUUGCUUUCGUCAAAAUUCCCAAAAUAAGAAUUCCCAAAAUGCAGAGUUCCCACUGUUUAAACUCAAGAUAUUUAAUAUUCACAGUAAUUCGAGAUUAUCCAAUCCAGUAUUGGCAGUAAGAGAUCUCUUCUUAAGAGCCUGAUAAUUAGCUGAAAAUAGUUGUAUUUCCCUUUAGUAUCAUAUAGCAUUUCAGUUAUUUCUUGAUAUAGUGACAAAAUUAAUAGCUGCAAAAUAGCACCAAAAUUUAAAAAGCAUGAAAAGUUACUAAGAGCAAUGCUAAAGUACUUUUUGUUUUAUGGCACUUGUAAAAAAUAUACAUUUCUUCAUUUCAUAGUUUAAAAAUUGUACCAUAAUUACAAUCUAAAUCUACCUGUUACAUGUAAAACUGACUAUGAAUGUAUGUUUCCAUAAUUGUCAGCUUGUCUGAGAAGAUUUUAUCCUAUCCCAACAAUUGUAGAAAUAUUUAUUAAAUGUUUAAAUGUUUUUUAUCAAUUAUUUAUUAGAUACUGUAUAAUUUGUAUGGAUACAGAAUAUCAGUGUGACUAUUAUGUACAAUGACAAAUCAUGUUUUCAUUUUGCGUGAUACAUUAAUGUCUAUCAAAUAUUUUGCGUUAUUAUAUCACUGUCAUGAUAUGAAUGAGUGAAUAAUAAAACAAAUAUUUAAUCCUAUUUUUGGUGAAUACCUGU